AUGGACAGACCGAGACAGAUAUACUCUGCCAGCGGUGUGUGUGAGAGUGUGAGUGUGAGUGAUAAGAUGAUGAGUCGUCAAGCUUACUUCUACCGGGUCCCUCCUCAGGAGCUGCACAGGAGGAGCCAGCAGGACCCCACCAAGACUAAGGCCCUGCAGACUGUCAUUGAUAUGAAGGUAAGUCCUACUAUGGAUCCCAAAACUGAUAGUGUGAUAGUCGUUGAUAUGACGACAGGCCUAACAACUGCUUGACAAUUAACCAACACAAACAGGCCUGUAGUCUGACUUUUUGAUAGGCCCACAUUUAAGUCAGAUGGCAACAGUAGUUCAUCUAAUGAUCUGGUAUCAGUUUCAUAUUGAAACAGAGUGAAUUAUUGAUAGCCUGUAAGGUGAGCAUAGUUGAUUAUCUCACUGAAUUCAGGAAAGAUCACAUUACAAAAGAGGAUACAUAUUGUUACAAUACACACACACACACACACACACACACACACACACACACACACACACACACACACACACACACACACACACACACACACACACACACCAGUUUAAGAGUGAGUGUGUGUUGACUAGGAUCUAUAUGGGGCCGUUUCCAGGGAAGACAUAUUGGCCCAUGCAGAGUAGAGCACUUAUUCAAUUUGUUUCAAAUGUCACAUAUGGAAGCUUUCACUCUCAUCUCAAGCCUUUGAAGUCAGUAGGAGCUGUGAAAAAUGCAGUUGACUCCACAUGCAAGCACACACACACACACACAUACACACUUUGUGUUAAUUCAGCACAUGCCUCUACCAAGUGUGGUUUAUAGCUAAACCACAGUUAUUUUUCACACAUUUUGCCAUUUGUCCUCCCAUUUACAGAUUGCACAUUUUUAGAAGGAAGUGGCUUUAGUUCUUGAAGCAGCAUUUAUUUAUUGCUGAGGGAAUAUUAGAGAGAAAAAAUCAAAGAAACAUAUUGAUAUAAGAGUGAGUGAGAUGGAGAGAUGUUUUCUAUGGUGAUGGUUAGAGGUUGGCAAACGGAAUGUGUGUUAUGUUCUGUGUGUUAUUUUCUGUGUGUUAUGUUCUGUGUGUUAUUUUCUGUGUGUUAUGUUCUGUGUGUUAGUCAUGAGAGCAAAGUGUUGUGACUUCUGAGUGUAAAAAACAUCUGUGUUGUAAUUAGUGCUUGAUUUUGUUUGUGGCAAUGUGUGUGUUAUGUUGUUGGUGCUGAGACGUGUGUGUUGUGUUGUAAUGAGUGUCUGAGACGUGUGUGUUGUGUUGUAAUGAGUGUCUGAGACGUGUGUGUUGUGUUGUAAUGAGUGUCUGAGACGUGUAUGUUGUAUUGAGUGUCUGAGACGUAUGUGUUGUGUUGUAAUGAGUGUCCUGAGACGUGUGUGUUGUGUUGUAAUGAGUGUCUGAGACGUGUAUGUUGUAUUGAGUGUCUGAGAUGUGUAUGUUGUAUUGAGUGUCUGAGACGUGUGUGUUGUGUUGUAAUGAGUGUCUGAGACGUGUGUAUUUGUGUUAUGUGAUUUCAGACCACACCCCCUUUCUGUUUUGAUCCUGACGUGAUCUGGCAGGUACAGUAGGAUCUCCUCAUCCCACCCCUCUACCUGCUCUAGUCUCCUCCCAUGGCAAUCCUCAAUACAUGACACACAUCUACAGUGUGCAAUAAAGCCCUUAACAAUCCUCAAUGUGUAUUGUCUCUACUGCAGGCUGUGAUUGUACAGUAGCCGGUCUGUCAGUCACUCUUCUCUCCCUGCACAUUGGUUUCUAACCCCAUACAGUUGGAGUGAAACAUGAUGACGUUCUGCAUCCCAACAUAAACUGAACAUGGGGUAGCAAGUAGAAGAUAUCAUAAUCAAUGUGUUGGAAAUGGCCUUUACAAUCACGUUUUGCCAAAGGUGGAACUUUCUUUGUGUUGAGAUAUGACCCCCUAUUUUCUAUAUAGAUUAUUUUCACUUUUUUGGUUUCUUUGUGUGUAAUCUCUGUGUGGUUUCUGUACAUGGUGUGUUUUGUCUGAUUUGAGAGGAACACAUGAGAUGAUGCAUGUUGCUGCUGUGUUGCUUUGAUGGUUUGGAUUCGUCUGCUUUGUGUGUUUUCCUCUGCAUGUGUAUUCAUAUAGCUACUGUAACACAAAGACAGUAAAACAAAGACUACCUUGGGGCAAGGGGUAUAGUUUGGGGUGGAUGUGUGUGAGCAUAGGUUUGUGAAUUGGGUGUAGGCAUGCAGGAUGUAAAAUCAUGUAGGUGUGUGUGUGUGUGUGUGUGUGUGUGUGUGUGUGUGUGUGUGUGUAGUGUGUGUGCAUGUAGGAUGAUAUGCAGUAUACCAUAGUGUAUGUUGGGGCGGCGGUGGAUGGGGUGGGGGAUGUCAGUAGAGUUCUAGUAAUCGAGGUCAGAUGCUUGCAUGCAGCCUGAGGUUUCUACCGAUGCCAUCAUACAAUCUGCUUCCAUUUAUUCCAUUACCUUCUCAUCUUCUCCAAGGUUUACCGUUUAACGUGUGUCUGGUCUUAUGGAGCUAAACAAGCUCAGAACCUGUCCCAUUCCCUCAUAGAUACUGUGCAUGCAGGAACAAAUACAACCCGCUUUGUCACUAUACAGAACUCUGGCCUUUUCCCUCCCUUUACUAUUGGACCCAGUCACUGGUUCAGUUGUAUGUCCUGGCUAGGACGGGUCUGCUUUUGUCUGUGUGCCAGUCCAUCACUAUUACACACCUGUCUUUUCAGCUAAUAAUCAAGACUGGUAUCUAUCUCACCCAUACUGUCCCAUUUAGCUCUCUGUGUGCCUUGUCUCUGGGUACGGUGUCAUGUCUGCUUGCAGUCUCGUCUCUUCUUCUCUUUUCUGUUCAUCUUUUUUUGUCAUCAACCCUUUAUUAAAUAUACACUUUGAGAGGCUGACUCCGCGUCGACCCUUGCCGUCUCGACUCUACCUCCUUUCUAUUCACACCUUUUACAAGCCAUCAUGGCCUUUUCUGUGGCUGACGUUGGUUUCUCCCCCUCUUGGCUGGUGUGUGUACUGUAGGACACUAAGAUAUCGUCUCUGGAGAGGAACAUCCGAGACCUGGAGGAUGAGGUCCAGUUGAUGAAGACAAGUGGGCUGCUCCACCCUGGCGACCGCCUGGAUGAACUCAAACACAUGGAGGUCUACAAGAGCCACUCCAAGUUCAUGAAAAAACAGGUAGAGAGAGACUCACUGGACUGGUGUCACUCUGCUUGACAUCUCCGCAUGUUGCUAUGGUUGUGUAUGUCGCCUCUGCAUGGUUGUGAAGAAGCAAAGUAUCACGUCAACAGCACUGUUAAUUGUGCAUGUGUCGACUGCAUGUGUCUAUGCUUUCUCCUUUACUGGGCUCUGUGCAUGUCACUAUUGGAUGUCACUGCCAUGUCUCUACUGCAUGUGCCUCCUUCAACUUCAACAUCUCAUCUCCAGUCCUAUCCACUGCAUGUCCUAACCAUAUGUUUACUGUUUGCAAGGUAUCACAUCAACUGUACUCUGCAUGCCUCUACAGUUGUCUGUGCAAAACCUUUAUGUUUCUACUAUCUCUGGUCAAAACUUUCUGGCUUUUCAGCCAAGACACAAAAGGAUUGAGCCGUCACUCACUUUGGAAAAUCUUGACUGAACCAACUAUUUCACCAAACUCUCUUCACUUCUCGUCGCCGCCAUGACACAGCUUUUCGGCUUCUCCUCCAGCUCUCCAUGGAAGACACAAGCCAUAUUGGUUUACGGGCGAUGGUGUCCAUUUGCACUACUUCCUUUGUCAGACAGGAAGCUGCAGUUUUAUAAGAGCAAGGUCUGGUUUCUGUGGCGCAAGCUCUCUCUUAUGGUUUAUUCAUAUAUACUCACACACACGCACACACACACACACACACACACACACACUGUCCAGUAAACACAAACCAUCAAUAAUCCUACUCUACUCUAAAUGGUACAUCCAAUAUUCCAUCGGUGUAUCAACAUGAAGCAUUUCUUUUAAUGGGAAGGCCCGCUCUAAUAGCUUUAUGGGGUGAUGUAUGAAUGGAGGUAUAUGAAAGGCCAGUGGUUUAAUAACAUCAGUGUUGGGUUUCAGAGCUCUGUGUGAGUGUCUGUGAUGGCCCGGGGUCGAUGAGUAGCGUUUCAUGUGAAAAUGUUUCUGUUUGGUUUGUUAAUGGUGCUCUUUGUAGUCCCCAUUUGACAGUGCAUUGGGGAAGUUUCUGAUGCAAUCAUAAAGGGAUGUUUUUAUGAAUGGGGCUUUGACAGACGGCUAUGAGCUAACAACAGCAGAGGAAGGAGCUCUCUCCUCAUGGAGACUGGCCUGGAAUGAUACAACAUACUGACGGCUGGAGUUUGGUGUCAGAGGCCUCGUCUUUCUGCACACACACACACACACACACACACACACACACACACACACACACACACACACACACACACACACACACACACACACACACACACACACACACACACACACACACACACACACACACACACACACACACACACACACACACACACACACACACACACACACACACACACACACACACACAGCUACCCACCUCCCACACACACACACAUAUUUAUCACAUAUAUCCCUCGUCUACAGUAUCUUCCUGGGACCUGGUCUUUCAGCGCGGGGGAGGUUGGUGGUGAGCUGAGGAGGAAUCAAAUAGGGGGACAUUGAUAAGGGGAGGACAGGCUGCUCUGAUGAAGGGACAGGACAGCCUCUCUGGGUCUUUGGUUUCCUCACUGGGCUGCUUAUCUGGGUCAGAGCCCCAACCAGGCCUGACCUAGUAGUAUACUAGCCUGUAUACAGUGCCUUUAGAAUGUACUCACAGCCCUUGACUUUUUCCACAUUUUUGUUGUGUUACAGCCUGAAUUUAAAAUUGAUUAAAUUGAGAUUUUUUUGUCACUGGCCUACACACAAUACCCCAUAAUGUCAAAGUGGAAUUAUGUUUUAUUAAAUUAAUAAAAAAUGAAAAGCUGAAAUUACUUGAGUCAAUAAGUAUGCAACCCCUUCGUCAUGGCAAGCCUAAAUAAGUCCAGAAGUAAAAAUGUGCUUAACAGGUGACAUAAUAAGUUGCAUGGACUCUGUGUACAAUAAUAGUUUUUAACAUGAUUUUUGAAUGACUACCUCAUCUCUGUACCCCUCAUAUACAAUUAUCUGUAAGGUCCCUCAAACACAGAUUCAGCCACAAACACUAAGGAUGUUUUCCAAUGCCUCGCACAGAAGGGCACCUGUUGGUAGAUGGGUAAAGAUUUUUUUUAAAGCAGAUAUUGAAUAUCCCUUUGAGCAUGGUGAAGUUAUUAAUUACACUUUGGAUGGUGUAUCAAUACAACCAGUCACUACAAAGAUACAGGCGUCCUUCCUAACUGUUGCCAGAGAGGAAGGAAACCGCUCAGGGAUUUCACCAUGAGGCCAAUGGUGAUUUUAAAACAGUUUAAAAUCACAAUUUAAUGGCUGUGAUAGGAGAAAACUGAGGAUGGAUCAACAACAUUGUAGUUACUCCACAAUACUAACCUAAUUGACAGAGUGAAAAGAAGGAAACCUGUACAGAACAAAAAAUAUUCCAAAACAUGCAUCCUGUUUGCAACAAGGCACUAAAGUAAUACUGCAAAAGAUGUGGCAAAGCAAUUAACUUUUUGUCCUGAAUACAAAGUGUUAUGUUUGGGGCAAAUCCAAUACAACACAUUAUUGAGAACCACUCUCCAUAUUUUCAUGCAUGGGUGGUGGCUGCAUCAUGUUAUGGGUAUGCUUGUAAUCGUUAAGGACUGGGGAGUUUUUCAGGAUAAAAAAGAAACGGAAAGGAACUAAUCACAGGCAAAAUCCUAGAAGAAGAGAUUAAUUCACCUUUCGGCAGGAAAAUAACCACAAAUAUCUACACUGGAGUUGCUUACCAAGAAGACAGUGAAUGUUCCUGAGUGGCAAGUUACAGUUUUUACUUAAAUCUGCUUAAAAGUCUGUGGCAAGACCUGAAAAUGGUUGUCUAGCAAUGAUCAACAACCAAUUUGACAGAGCUUGAAGAAUUUUGAAAAGAAUGAUGGGCAAAUGUUGCACAAUCCAGGUGUGGAAAGCUCUUAGAGACUUACCCAGAAAGACACAGCUGUAAUAGAUAAGAUCUUGCUACCAUGGAAAGGUAAAUAACUGUCAAUUUGUGGAAAAAUUGCCCUGAUUAACUCUUUAGUAUUAUCCCAGUUGACCUAUUUGUUUAUGGUCUUGCCUACGCCUAGCGAACAGUUUUUUAAAUUAUAUGAGAAAAACAGAUUCAAUUUUAUUUGGAACGGCAAGCCAGACAAAAUUAAACGGGCCUAUUUAUAUAAUGAAUAUUAAAGCAUUAGACCUAUCACUAAAAGCUUCAGUCAUACAAAAGUUAAACUUAAAUCUGAACUUGCAUUAAAGAACAUAAUUGGUUAAAGAAAACUGUGAUAAAUAAAAAAGUAUACCAGUUUCAUUUAAGGACCGAAGGAUUGACAGCCGUCCCAUAUAGAUUGCAAAAUAGAAGAAAAAAUAACAUAUGGGGGAUUGGAAUUGAUGCAGACAAUUACAUUAAUGGAAGUUACAAUCGAUCUGCAAUAUUAAAGCUGAUCUACCCCUGAAAAAAAAAAAAAAGACAGCUGUAAUAACUGCCAAAGGUGAUUCUAAAAUGUAUUGAAUCAGGGGGCUGAAUACUUAUCUAAUCAAAAUGUACAGUAUUAGUUUUUUAUUUUUUAUAAAUAAAAAAAUGUUUUUCUUCCACUUUGACAGAGUAUUUAGUGUAAAUUAUUGACAAUAAAAUCCAUUUUAAUCCCACUUUGUAAAAACAAAACGUGGAUAAAGUAAAGGGGUGUGAAUACUUCAUAUAUACAGUGCAUUCGGAAAGUAUUCAGACCCCUUGACUUUUUCCACGUUUUGUUACUUUACAGCCUUAUUCUAAAAUUGAUUCAAUUGUUAUUUCCCCCUCAUCAAUCUACACACAAUACCCCAUAUUGACAAAGCAAAAACAGGUUUUUAGAUAUUUUUCCAAAUUGUAUAAAAAUUGAAAACGGAAAUAUCACAUUUACAGAAGUAUUCAAACCCUUUACUCAGUACUUUGUUGAAGCACCUUUGACAGCGAUUACAGCCUCUAGUCGUCUUGGGUAUGACACUACAUGCUUGGCACACCUGUAUUUGGGGAGUUUCUCCCAUUCUUCUCUGCAGAUCCUCUCAAGCUCUGUCAGGUUGGAUGGGGAGUAUCGCUGUACAGCUAUUUUCAGGUCUCUACAGAGAUGUUCGAUUGGGUUCAAGUCCGGGCUCUGGCUGGGCCACUCAAGGACAUUCAGAGACUUGUCCUCAAGCCACUCCUGCAGUGUCUUGGCUGUGUGCUUAGGGUCAUUGUCCUGUUAGAAGGUGAACAUUCGCCCCAGUCUGAGGUCCUGAGCGCUCUGGAGCAGGUUUUCAUCAAGGAUCUCUCUGUACUUUGCUCCGUUCAUCUUUCCCUCGAUCCUGACUAGUCUCCCAGUCCCUGCCGCUGAAAAACAUCCCCACAGCAUGAAUGCUGCCACCACCAUGCUUCACCGUAGGGAUGGUGCCAGGUUACCGCCAGACGUGAAGCUUGGCAUUCAGGCCAAAGAGUUCAAUCUUGGUUUCAUCAGACCAGAGAAUCUUGUUUCUCAUGGUCUGAGAGUCCUUUAGGUGCCUUUUGGCAAACUACAAGCAGGCUGUCAUGUGCCUUUUACGGAGGAGUGGCUUCUGUCUGGCCACUCUACCAUAAAGGCCUGAUUGGUGGAGUGCUGCUGAAAUGGUUGUCCUUCUGGAAGGUUCUCCCAUCUCCACAGAGGAGCUCUGUCAGAGGGACCAUCGGGUUCUUGGUACCUCCCUGAUUGCUAAGUUUGGCCGGGCGGCCAGCUCUAGGAAGAGUCUUGGUGGUUCCAAACUUCUUCCAUUUAAGAAUGAUGGAGGCCACUGUGUUCUUGGGGACCUUCAGUGCUGCAGAAAUGUUUUGGUACCCUUCCCCAGAUCUGUGCCUCGACACAAUCCUGUCUUGGAGCUCUACGGACAAUUCAUUCGACCUCAUGGCUUGGUUUUUGCUCUGACAUACACUGUCAACUGUGGGACCUUUAUAUAGACAGGUGUGUGCCUUUCCAAAUCAUGUCCAAUCAAUUGAAUUUACCACAGGUGGACUCCAAUCAAGUUGUAGAAACAUCUCAAGGAUGAUCAAUGGAAACAGGAUGCACCUGAGCUUAAUUUUGAGUCUCAUAGCAAAAGGUCUGAAUACUUAUGUAAAUUGGGUAUUUCUGUUUAAUUUUUAAUACAUUUGCAAAAAUUCUAAAAACCUCUUUUCGCUUUGUCAUUAUGGAGUAUUGUGUGUAGAUUGAUGAGGGAAAACAUUUAUUUAAUCCAAUUUAGAAUUAGGCUGUAACGUUACACCACUGUGCACUGUAGAUGCCAGUGGUGUAACUUCAGUUCUCCUAGAGUAAGUGUAAAACUUUCACUCACUAUUGGGCUAUUAGUGAUAAUAAACUACUAUUGCUUAGUGAUGCUAGGUCAGUGUAAGGUAGUGAUGGCGUGUAGUUUAGAGGUUGUUUUGUUCUUGUGUUUUUGUCUCCGUAGGAGGCCGUGUGUCAGUGGUCCUGGGAUCCUCCAGGGCCAGGGGCCCCCCACCACACUUAGACCCCCACCCCACCUUCCUCCUCUUCCAGCAGCCCUGAAUAGCAGACCGCUCAGCAGUACCCCUCUUUUACCUUCUCUCUUUCAUAUCUCUCCCGUUUCUUUUUCUCAAUUUUCUCUUCCUCUUUCUGUCCCCUCCACUCUCCCAUCUUACCUCUCUCUUUUCUCUCUCUUUUUGCCUGUUUCUCUCUCCCUCUUUCUUUUUCUCUUUCUCCAUCUCUAUCCCUGUCUCUCUCUCUCUCUCUUUCUCCAUCUCUAUCCCCGUCUCUCUCUCUCUCUCUCUCCUCUCUCUCUCUCUCUCUCUCUCUCUCUCUCUCUCUCUCUCUCUCGCUCUCUCUCUCUCCCUCUCUCUCUCUCAGAGUCAAAAGUGAUUGGCCCAGCUUUCUCUCUCCCUCUCAGAAUUCUAAAGUCAUGACAUGCUCCCCGCCGAGCAGCACAAUUAACAAAUCUCCCUCAGAAAUCAACCUCUCACAUUUUUGGCACUGGAGCGCAGAUGACAAUCUUUGUGCACAUAGCUAGCCCACUCGCAGAAAAAAACUGAGCGUGGAAAAAAAAAAAACGAACGGGUCCAUUUGAUUUCCUUAGUGGUUGUUCUGUGCUGUUCUUUCAGCUCUUUCCCUUCAAUUACACAAUUUCAAAAACGAUCAGUAAUCUUGCAGAUAUUUGAGUGUAAUACAGCUUCUCAUAACUAUUUUUCUCCCCCUACGAGUGUUUUUCCUUGUCUCAGUUUGGGUGUUUGGACUGUUGUUUCCAUGGGGUCUGUAGUAGUAGGAGUGUGUCUUGGAUAGAGAAGCAUUUCUAGUCUUCUAGAGGAUUAAUCAUUCUGGCCCUCUGUGUGUAUUGGAGAGUGUGUGUCCACGUCUGCCCUCCACGUUGUAUUUAUGUACUCAACAAUGUCUCCAAGGUGAUUGUGGAGGUUGGAGGAUGUGUGUCACGUCCACAAGUUGAUGGUGGGAGAAGAAUUACCUAACUUUGACCUAAGAUAUUCUAUAUUUUCUCUGGAGUAGAAAAUACAAACAUUUGACCUCUCAACCAAACCUGAGAUGCAUGUUGUGUCAGCAUGAUUCUCCAUAUAUCCCCUGUCAGUCCUCUGAAGGUGUAUGUUCUAUAUGCUGGCCGUAUGUGUGUGUUCUACAAGUUCUGGGUUUUAGUUGUGUGUAAUAGGGGUUCUAGGAGCUUUUGGUUUUGCGCCAUUCAGAAUUGCUAAGGUAUUUUAUUAUGGUUUAACGUGUGUGUGUGUGUGUGUGUGUCGUGACUGACAGGUAGACCAGCAGAAGCAGGAGCUGAAUAAAAAGGAAUCAGAGAUGCAGGCCCUUCAGACCAAACUGGAUGCUCUGACCAACCAGAACUCAGACUGCAAACAGCACAUAGAGGUGCUCAAAGAAUCACUCAGCGCCAAGGAGCAACGCUCUACCACACUGCAGACAGAGGUGAGAGUGUUUAAAAAUACUGCACACACGCACAAACGCACACACGCAGCCAGGCAGGCUAUGAGAGGCCUGUGCAGAUCUUACCUAGUCAGGGCCCUCCAUUUAGUCUGUCUGGCCUGGUGCAUUGGGUCUGUCUGGGAGAAAGAGCAACAAGCUCACGGGUUGACCAAUUUGACUUCAGAUUCUGACGUUUAUCCACGUUUCUCUAAACGUCCAAUUUCGAAGUUGCUCCAAAUGUCAAAUUUCGAUGUGUUUUGGACACCCUAGGUUGCGGCUGCGACUCCUUUAUGCGGCUCCUCCUGCAGUUUAGGGUUAAGGUUUGGGAUAGGGUUAAAACCCCAAGAAAUUAAACGAGUGUUUAGCACUGGGAUUGAACAGGCGACCCUCGGAGCCAGAGCUCGCGGCUUAAGCCCAUCCCCGUCCACAACACCAUAGCAAAACCUAAGCCUACUUAAUGGUAAUAGCGCUCACCGUUGCCCCUAGUUGGAGGGUUUUAAAGGCAUCUCUCAACGUCCUCGGGACAUGGACCAACGUCCAAUUUCUAAGUAAAUCUUGAGCGACCUGGCAGGAGAGAAACUGAGGGAGGCUGAGGGAGACUGGCAGUGUUUUCAUCUCUCUGUCUUUGAAGUCCUGAACUCUGUGGGUCUAAUGAUUUUAUGAGGCGGGGGGUGAGGUGGGGGGCAGGUUAGCAUUUUUCUCCAAACUUCUGUGGAGUUGGAAGCGAUACUUUAGAUGUCUUUGUGCGCGGCAGCGGAGAGCGGCUCACUAACGAUGUCCACUCUUCAUUACAGGAAGCAAUUUGGGCCGAAAUUAGGGCUAAUAGUCUAUACAUGUGCAAGGAAUUUUGGCGUAGCGGUGAGCCGAAUACAUCAUACUUAAACGCCCACAAGAGCUGGAGCUGAAAGACGAUGCCCAUAGUUUACCCAUGAUGUUGCAGAACGAUUUAAGUCAAUAAGUCAUCAUUUUAGUCAAAGUAUGAUAUAUUUGGGCUUGAAGUGGGACAUUCGUGGAAAUCCGUGUCAAUGCAUUGUGUUUCCCCUAUGACAUGACAUGCUAAUAAUUUUUGGUCUACAUUUCUUCAGGGCUGGGUUUUAGUUUAAAGUUACCACCCACCAGCAUGGCAUUGUUUAUUAAUCAGAAACACCAGCAAUGUGUUUCUGAUGAAUACUUUUUAACUUCUUUUUUAGGUAGUCUGUAUAUAUAUCGUGGUCAAAACCAUUCAUCUUGGGGCGACGGGGGGAGCGGGUUUCCAAAAUUCUAUAUCACAUGCAUUUUGACCAUUUAGCAAAUGUUUGUGACCACGCUAGAAAACCAAGUAUCUAUCCUAUAAUGAAAAGGCACCUGCAAAAGAAAAUUGCACAAACUUCUUUAUCUAUUUUGUUGUGCUGUUGUUACAUUUGUAUUAGGUGUUUCAUGUCUGAUGCGCUCUGGAAGAUGUUUAAACUUUGGUGAUAACAAGAGAUGGCAAAGUCAAAUAUACUGGUUCCCCAUAUCCAUCUUUGGCAAAGUUUUCACUAAAUGCUAAUGACAAAUCCAGCUCCAGAACCAGCCAUAACCUAGCCAGCCGGCUAAUCUUUUGAAUAUGGUGUAGCAACAACAGAUAACAUUAGCUAGAUAGACAAGGUUAGCAUGCUAGCUACACUGACAGCUGUCAGUGCUCUACUUGUUGUUAUUUGUCCACCCCACGUGGAAAUCACCACAAUGUUCUCACCCCCAAUUCGGGAAUAUGUAUUAGUAGCCUGCGUCAUUCUUCUGAGGUGGAAGCUAAACGAGAAUUUCCACUCUAGGACAGGAAUUAACGUUGAAAUAGGGGCGGCAUUGCCCUCUGGUUGGGGUCUUUAAAGGAAUUGACUUUCAGUGGGUGGUGUGUGUGAGAUUGUGUGUGUGUGACAGAGGGUCAAUAUAUAAUUGGCUGUAAUGCACCUGACAUUUGACACUUCGCUCUAACAUGAGAGGCUGCUGGGAUAUGGAUGGCCAUAAUGGGAUCUGUCAGCCCUGAUCUCACACACAAACAUACACAUACACACACACUCUCACACACAGUCAGUCAGUCAAUCCCAAUCUGGACCCCUAUUCCCCCCCCCCCCCCCCCCCCCCCCCCCCCCAUUCCAGUCUCUAUAUCCUUCUGUCUAUCCCCGUGGCCAUCACUCCAUCUUGCCCUCCAGCUCUAUCAGAGUGGAUUAAAGCCUUGGCCUCAGAGCCAGGUUCCAUAGAGGCUGACAGCCAUGUUACUGGAGGGGUAGAGGGAGGGCCACAGACCCACAGACAGGCAGCCACUCUGGUACUGAAAAGAAGAAGAGUGGCUAGAGAGAACAGACGAUGUAGUGUGAUUUGAGGGAAGUAGAGAAUCAAGGAAGACAUAAUAGAGUGGAAUGGAAGUGCAUUUAUCAGACCCAUCAAAGUUAAGGACCGCUCCUAAAUGGGGUUUGAUUGAAUCCAUCUCUUGGUUUUCCUCUGUGGGAAUGGAAAAAUAUGUGUGUGUUCGUAUGUGUGUGUGCGUGCGUGUUUAAGCACAGCAUUGUGGAGGGUGCAGUGGAAAUGUAACCCUGUAAUAGGUGUGUGUUAUCUGUCCUGCUGAGGUCAGUGUAGUGCUGAAACGGUACACCUGCAGAUCAGGUAACCAGUCACACGGCCCUCCUGCAUAUUUAACUAGCCAAUGAGAGAGUGGCAGGAAGCAGAGCUGUAUUGGAGAAGUCAGAGAGCGGUGCACCACUGUUUGCUGGAGAGUUAGUAUCACAGUUUUACUUUGAAAAGGUACAAAAAGAAUGAAUCAAUGCAGGGUUUUACCAUGCUGUCUUUGUAAACGGGCUAAAACUGGAGUUGAUCCUGUCCCUGAAGCCUGCAGAGCAGUGGCUCUGUUGUAUUCAGCAGUGGGGGUUAUGAGUAGGCCCACUCUGAGCCUCGUGCUGCGACCAUGUUGAUAAAUCACAGUGUGAAAAUGGGUCCCACCUGUGCAACUGGCCUCCACAAAGGAGCCGGCAGGAGCCGACAUGUCCGCCGGGUCACAGGCACAGCCAGGGGGGGAAACAGGAAAACACCCGCCACUCAAACCAUGUCACAACACCGGGUCACAAGCACAGCCAUAGGGGGAAACAGGAAAACACCCGCCACUCAAACCAUGUCACAACACCGGGUCACAGUAUGUGGCAGAGCUAGCGAUUGUGUGUUUGCGGUUGAGCACUCAUAAACCCUGGUGACCCCAAACCAUGUCACACACACACACAACCCCAACCUUGUGCAAAUACACGUCAGUUUUAUGGUGCCCUUUUAAAGUGCGAUGAGAGUUGGAUUACCACCUUUCAUAGUUGUCUCUAAAAUCAUCAGCUGUGAAGUGCUUUUGUUUGACACUGUUCGUUAUCCAGGUUGGUGUGUGUGUGUGUUUGCAUAUGCGUGUGUGUGUGCAUGGUAGUAUGCACUGCAGUAACCCCAGUAGGGGUGUGUCUGUGUUGUUCUUUUCUGAUCUCUGUGUGAUGAAUGGCCUGCAUGGGUAGUGAGUCGUGAAAAGAGAUGUGGUCUGAACCAUGCUAACACAGAAAGAUGUAGGCUCACUCUAUUCAGGUCUCCUUAUUCUGGUCUCUCUCUAGCUUUCUUUUUGUCUCUGUCUCUGUCUCUGUCUCUGUAUCUGUCUCUGUCUCUGUCUCUCUCUCUCAUCUGAGGAUGUUGAGGCAGGUGAGAACCUUCAUAUGGUAGGAACCAGGAAGUAGAUUGUUGCUAUGGCUGCAAAAGUCAGGAUUAACCCAAUGCCAGGAAUAUAUCAAAUAUAUCCUAACCCCUUACCAAUAGAGUUUGGUUUGAACUGGACUGAUCUGGACUGGAACUGGGUUUUUGUGAUUUGUUACGAUGUUGUUGACCAUUUUAAAUGGCUUUGACCUAGUUUGAACCGCCUCGAACGGGUUUGGAACUCAUUUGACCUGGUUCGACCGCUGUGACCGUUCUCCGGCCGUCCUCUGUUCCUGUGUUCCAUUAGUGUGGUUUGGGACGUGGUGUUAGCUGUGGAGUGUCAGGGCCCCCAGAACAAACAUGGUGCGGUCCAAAGUAAAGCCCCCGCGUACAGGAGAGGCCAUGUGGAAAAACCAUAAAGAGGAGUUAUAGGGGUCAGAGUGGGGAUGAGAUAUUUAAUGGUUUACACAGAGGGAGACGUAAACAUGUGUGAGGCUGAACACACAUCACAAAUGGUAGAAUACACACACACACUGUAUGCUCCAAAACACAUACUGCACGCUCAAACACACAACAUAGUACAUCAUUAACUUUGCAGUCCUCCCAGAUCAUCCACUCCUCACACGCACAUACACACACAAACACACACAUACACACUGCCCACCCAUGAUACGUUUCCUAUAGUGCAUAAUGUCCAGGUAACAGGUGUGUGUAGUUGUCUUUAAACUGUGGGAGGUCAGGAGGUCAGUAAGCACACACAGAAACCUCUCCUGCGGUUUCACUGCUGAGGGAAAAAUCUUGCAGAGGAAAUCAUAUGCUACUGUGGAAGACUGUUUAUGGACAGCUAGUCUUGUUGAUCUAAGUUUUGGUUUCUUUUGUAUACUGAACAAAAAAUAUAAAAGCAGCAUGCAACAAUUUCAAAGAUUUUGCUGAGUUACAGUUCAUACAAGGAAAUCAGUCAAUUGAAAUAAAUUCAUUAGGCCCUAAUCUAUGGAUUUCACAUGACUGGGCAGGGACGCAGCCAUGGGUGGGCCUGGGAGGGCAUAGGCCCACCCACUUGGGAGCCAGGCCCAGCCAAUCAGAAUGAGUUUUUCCCCACAAAAGGGCUUUGUUACAGACAGGAAUACUCCUCCGCACACAGCUCUGGUGGACGUUUCUGCAGUCAGCAUGCCAAUUGCACGCUCCCUCAAAACUUGACAUCUGUGGCAUUGUGUUGUGUGACAAAACUGCACAUUUUAGAGUGGCCUUUUAUUGACCCCAGCACAAGGUGUACCUGUGUAAUGAUCAUGCUGUUUGAUCAGCUUCUUGAUAUGCCACACCUGUCAGGUGGAUGGAUUAUCUUGGCAAAGGAGAAAUGCUCACUAACAGGGAUGUAAACAAAUUUGUGCACAAAAUGUGAGAGAAAAAGCUUUUUGUGCGUAUGGAACAUUUCUGGGAUCUUUUAUUUCAGCUCAUGAAACAUGGGACCAACACUUUACAUGUUGCGUUUAUAUUAUUUUUCAGUGUAGAACUUUCAGACAAAAUGUAAUUCUAUUUAUCUAUAAAGUUGUGAGAUCUUUGACUCUAUCUCAAACCUAAUAUAGCGUAGUGUAGCUGAGGAAGCUCAUCAUUUGGAAAGGGUCCUAAUGGUUUAGUCAAAAUAAAUGGGUCAUUAUAUGGCACAACUGAUUCAGAAUAUUAACGGUGAGUUUUACAAGUCUGUGGUUUUUCCUCUCUUUCUCUCUCUCGCUCUCGCUCUCAAUUUUCAAUUGAAGGUCUCUCUCUCUCUCCAUUUGAAAUGUUUGUCCUUUAGCAGACGCUCGUAGUGUCUUACAGUUAGUGCAUUCAUCUUCAGAUGCUGUAGCUAGGUGGGACAACCACAUAUCACAGUCGUAACAAGUACAUUUGUCCUCAAUAAAGAAGCUAUCAGCAAAGCCAGUGCUUGUAGGGAUAGUAGGAGAAGACAAGUGGGUGGGUGGUGGGGGCGCCAUGUGAUUUAUUUAAGAUAGGGACUCCGCUGUCCUGACAUUAGCUUGUUCAACCAUUGGGGUGCCAGGACAGAGAAGAGCUUUGACUGGGCUGAGCGGAAGCUGCCCUCCGACAGACAGACAGACAGACAGACAGACAGACAGACAGACACAGACACAGACACAGACACACACACACACACACACACACACACACACACACACACACACACACACACACACACACACACACACACACACACACACACACACAGUAAUGAGUAUCAUGUCAUGUCACCUGUCCGUCAGCACUCAAUUACCCAGCAGCCUCUGCAGUGAAGACAGUCGUGUGUUUGGAGAGACAAUGGCUGCCAUUCUGUGGAGUUUGACCUCUUCUCUCCUUAGGGUCACUGUGAUUACCUCAGGCCACUUAACCUCUAGAAUACACACAACACACAACACACACGACAGUAACAGAUAUACUGUAGCACCCUCACGUCAACCCUACCCAUGUCAGAAUCACGAACUGUGUUUAUGUGCAAUGUGAACUUAAGUCAAUAUGGAGCUGAGGACAGUGUAAGCCUUAGAAGCCCAUCCUGAUGACUCUCCCCCCACACCAUCACUUCACGAUCAAACCCAGUCAGUAUAGAAGUCACAGCAGCUACCCACCAACACCCUCUCACCCUGUCUGCUCUGACCCCAGAGUGAGUCACAGCAGCUACCCACCAACACCCUGUCUGCUCUGACCCCAGAGUGAGUCACAGCAGCUACCCACCAACACCCUCUCACCCUGUCUGCUCUGACCCCAGAGUGAGUCACAGCAGCUACCCACCAACACCCUGUCUGCUCUGACCCCAGAGUGAGUCACAUCAGCUACCCACCAACACCCUGUCUGCUCUGACCCCAGAGUGAGUCACAGCAGCUACCCACCAACACCCUGUCUGCUCUGACCCCAGAGUGAGUCACAGCAGCUACCCACCAACACCCUGUCUGCUCUGACCCCAGAGUGAGUCACAGCAGCUACCCACCACCACCCUCCCUCCCUGUCUGCUCAGACCCCAGAGUGAGCAACCCCAUUCCUCUAUAUUUGUAUUUGGCCAAGGUCCUCUCAGACUCCCUCUCUGACUCUCUCUCUCUCUCUCUCUCUCUCUCUCUCUCUCUCUCUCUCUCUCUCUCCUCUCUCUCUCUCUCUCAGAAGGCCAGUGUGCAUCCCGUACUCCGCUGCUGACAUGUGGCAGCAAUUUCAGCCUCAUUUCUCAAAUACAACACACACACACACAUACGCACGCACACAAGCACGGGCAUGCAAGCACACACAAUAUCUUGCUCACCUAGCCACACACGCUCACUCUAACACAUAGGCCUACAUUCAUGUAAACACCCUAUUCUGUCUGUCUGUCUCUUGUUGUGGGUCUAAGAUGUUCAGGGUCGUAUUCUGCAUCUCUUUACAUGUAUAUGUUUGUACUGGAUGAUGGAGCAGCUGUUUCCCCUGCCCCCUCUCCUCACACAGAGGUGUGUGUGUCUGUGGCACACACUGAGGUCUGAGGGACAGGCUUUGAAGCUCCAGUCUCCCCUGAGGCUUCCUGGUCCUGAGGGUCCUUCACCUCCCUGUGUUCGAUGAUGAUGAUGAUUGCUCUUCCUCUCACUUCGCCACAGUCUGCAGGAAAAGGGAGGCCAGUGAAAAUAGAGUGGUGGGGGCAGGGGUAUGGGGUGAGUGAAUAGAAGAGUACUUCAGACAGUUGGUUGGGGGGCAAUUCAAAUACAGUUGGAGGGGAGGGGGGUUAGAGGAGUGGGGAGGGGGGGUUAGAGGAGUGGGGAGGGGGGUUAGAGGAGUGGGGAGGGGGAUUAGAGGAGUGGGGAGGGGGGCUAGAGGAGUGGGGAGGGGGGGGUUAGAGGAGUGGGGAGCGGGGAGGGGGGUUAGAGGAGUGGGGAGGGGGGUUAGAGGAGUGGGAGGGGGGUUAGAGGAGUGGGGAGUGGGUUAGAGGAGUGGGGAGGGGGGUUAGAGGAGUGGGGAGGGGGGUUGAAGGAGUGGGGAGGGGGGUUAGAGGAGUGGGGAGGGGGGAGGGGGGUUAGAGGAAGUGGGGAGGGGGGUUUAGAGGAGUGGGGAGGGGGGUGGGUUAGAGGAGUGGGGAGGGGGGUAGAGGAGUGGGGAGGGGGGUUAGAGGAGUGGGGAGGGGGUUAGAGGAGUGGGGAGGGGGGUUUAGAGGAGUGGGGGAGGGGGGUAGAGGAGUGGGGAGGGGGGUAGAGGAGUGGGGAGGGGGGGUGGGGGUAGAGGAGUGGGGAGGGGGGAGGGGGGGUAGGGGGAAGGUAGAGGGAGGGGGAGGGGGUUAGAGGGAGUGGGGAGGGGGGGUAGAGGAGUGGGAGAGGGGGGUAGAGGAGUGGGGAGGGGGGUUAGAGGAGUGGGGAGGGGGGUGUUAGAGGAGUGGGGAGGGGGGAGGUAGAGGAGUGGGGAGGGGGGGGUGGUAGAGGAGUGGGAGGGGGGGGAGGGGGGGUUAGAGGAGGGGGAGGGGGGGUUAGAGGAGGUGGGGAGGGGGGGGGGUUAGAGGAGUGGGGAGGGGGGUUAGAGGAGUGGGAGGGGGAGGGGGGUUAGAGGAGUGGGGAGGGGGGGUAGAGGAGUGGGGAGGGGGGUGGGGUAGAGGAGGGGGAGGGGGGUUAGAGGAGUGGGGAGGGGGGUUAAAGGGGGGGGAGGUGGGGAGGGGGGGUUGAGGGUGGGGAGGGAGGGGGUGGAUGGGGGGAGAGGAGUGGGGAGGGGGGUUAGAGGAGUGGGGAGGGGGGGUUAGAGGAGUGGGGGGGGGGGUUAGAGGAGUGGGGAGGGGGGCUAGAGGGUGGGGAGGGGGUUAGAGAGUGGGGAGGGGGGUUUGAGGAGUGGGGGAGGGGGGGUUAGAGGAGUGGGGAGGGGGGGUAGAGGAGUGGGGAGGGGGAGUGGGAGGUAGGUGGGGAGGGGGGUUAGAGGAGUGGGAGAGGGGGGGUUAGAGGAGUGGGGAGGGGGGUAGAGGAGUGUGGGAGGGGGGGGGGGGGUAGUAGAGGAGUGGGGAGGGGGUGGGGUGGGAGGGGGGAGGGGGGUAGAGGAGUGGGGGAGGGGGGUUUAGAGGAGGGGGGUUAGGGGGUGGGGAGGGGGGUUAGAGGAGUGGGGAGGGGGGUGGGGUGGUAGGGUGGUAGGGGGGGGGGGGAGGGGGUAGAGGAGUGGGGAGGGGGGUUUAGAGGAGUGCGGAGGGGGGGUAGAGGAUUGGGGGUAGGGUGGGUUUAGAGGAGUGGGGAGUGGGGUUUUUUAGGAGCUAUGUGGGGGCGGGGAUGGGUGGCUAGAGGAGUGGGCGAGGGGGGUUAGAGGAGUGGGAUAGGGGGUUUAUAGAGGAGUGUGGAGGGGGCACCCGUCUUUCCUUUAGCCAUAAAUCACUCCUAGAAAAACACGAUUACCCCUCAGACAUUUAUAAAGCGCUGCAGCCCCGUUAAUAAUUAGGCCUGAUCAUUAAUGAAAGAAAUAAAGAAUGCGGUUGGUCUCUCACGCCCAGAGGGGCUCUGCUCCCUGAGGAACGCACCGGAAAUGUCCGCCCGCCGGGAAAACUCAUUUCUCAUGUUUGUUUUCUAACUCACACACACACCUGCAUAUGCACACACACGUUUAUACACAAACACACGCACGCACGCACACACACACACUUAUAUACACACACACACACACCUGCAUAGGCACACACAUGCACAUGCAUUUAAACAUGUGUGUUGUUUGGGGUAUUUUUGGUGAGGGGUGGGGUGAGGAGGGUAAAUAAUUACUAAUUAAACCAGCUGUAGAUUAACCCCUCCCACCCCCUCCUCCCCUACCGAUAAUGACCUCUGACUUCCUGUAUGUGUCAAUGCUGAGGUCAUUCACCCAGCCAAUGAGCUGCCAGGCUGGCUGACGUAUGAACCCCAGCAGGAGAGGAGCUGUUGACCUCUGACCUCUGACACAGGGCAUGUGUGGCUCUAAAUAUACCCUUCACAGGGGCCUCCUGUAGCUCAGUUGGUAGAGCAUGGCGCUUGCAACGCCAGGGUUGUGGGUUCGAUUCCCACGGGAGGCCAGUAUGGAAAAUGUAUGCACUCACUAACUGUAAGUCGCUCUGGAUAAGAGUGUCUGCUAAAUGACUUUAAAAAAAAGGGAGGGAGAGGAUAGAUAGAGGGAGAGGAUAGAGGGAGAGGAUAGAGGGAGAGGAUAGAGGGAGAGGAUAGAGGGAGAGGAUAGAGGCGAGGAUAGAGGGAGAGGAUAGAGGGAGAGGAUAGAAGGAAGGAGGGAGAGGAUAGAGGGAGGAGGGAGAGAAAGAGGGAUAUCUAGGGGUAGUUUGUUCUCAACAACAAUAGAAAUGCUCAAGAGAGAUGGAGAGACAAAAAUAACCUUCCAGCUGAUUGAGUAUGGAGGCCUUCACUAUUGCUCCCUACAGUACAUGGUUUACAGUAUUGUAUGAAUCAGUAUUGCUCCCUACAGUACAUGGUUUACAGUAUUGUAUGAAUCAGUAUUGCUCCCUACAGUACAUGGUUUACAGUAUUGUAUGAAUCAGUAUUGCUCCCUACAGUACAUGGUUUACAAUAUUGUAUGAAUCAGUAUUGCUCCCUACAGUACAUGGUUUACAGUAUUGUAUGAAUCAGUAUUGCUCCCUACAGUACAUGGUUUACAGUAUUGUAUGAAUCAGUAUUGCUCCCUACAGUACAUGGUUUACAAUAUUGUAUUAAUCAGUAUUGCUCCCUACAGUACAUGGUUUACAGUAUUGUAUGAAUCAGUAUUGCUCCCUACAGUACAUGGUUUACAGUAUUGUAUGAAUCAGUAUUGCUCCCUACAGUACAUGGUUUACACUACAGGACUCAACAUUAAGGCAUGUCCGCUUGUCCGGGGCAAGUAAAGAAAAUUGUUGGACAACCAGAAUAUAAACUUCAGUUGUCCGAAUGGACAAGUAAAAUAAUCACUAUCAAACAACUACUCCGAUCAGCAUUGGAUCAGGCAGCGGUGCUGCCGCAGCCACAGCAUGGUUGAAAUUCUGAAUAAAUUCUGAGCCCAUAUUCCUAUAUUGAACAAAAAUAUAAACGCAACAUGCAACAUUUUCAAAGAUUUUACUGAGUUACAGUUCAUAUAAGGGAAUCAGUCAAUUUAAAUAAAUAAAUGAGGCCCUAAUCUAUGGAUUUCACAUGACUGGAAAUACAGAUAUGCAUCUGUUGGUCACAAAUACCUUUAAAAAAAGGUAAGGGCGUGGAUCAGAAAACCAGUCAGUAUCUGGUGUAACCACCAUUUGCCUCAUGCAGCGCAACACUUGUCCUUCGCAUAGAGUUGAUCAGGCUGUUGAUUGUGGUCUGUGGAAUGUUGUCCCACUCCUCUUCAAUGGCUGUGUGAAGUUGCUGGAUAUUGUCGGGAACUGAAACACGCUGUCGUACACGUCGAUCCACAGCAUCCCAAGCAUGCUCAAUGGGUGACAAGUCUGGUGAGUAUGCAGGCCAUGGAAGAACUGGGACAUUUUCAGCUUCCAGGAAUUGUGUACAGAUCCUUGCGACAUGGGUCCGUGCAUUAUCAUGCAUGAGGUGAUGGCGGCAGAUGAAUGGUACGACAACGGGCCUCAGGAUCUCGUCACGGUAUCUCUGUGCAUUCAAAUUGCCAUCGAUAAAAUGCAAUUGUGUUCGUUGUCCAUAGCUUAUGCCUGCCCAUACCAUAACCCCGCCGCCACCAUGGGGCACUCUGUUCAUAACGUUGACAUCAGCAAACUGCUCACCCACACCACGCCUUAUACACUGUCUGCCAUUUGCCUGGUACAGUUGAAACCGGAAUUCAACCGUGAAGAGCACCCUCCUCCAGCGUGCCAGUGGCCAUUUGAAGGUGAGCAUUUUCCCACUGAAGUCGGUUAUGACGCCGGACUGCAUUCAGGUCAAGACCCUGGUGAGGACGACGAGCACACAGAUGAGCUUCCCUGAGACGGUUUCUGACAGUUUGUGCAGAAAUUCUUCGGUUGUGCAAACCCACAGUUUCAGCUGUCCGGGUGGCUGGUCUCAGACAAUCCUGCAGGUGAAGAAGCCGGAUGUGGAGGUCCUGGUCUGGCGUGGUUACACGUGGUCUGCUGUUGUGAGGCCAGUUGGAUGUACUGCCAAAUUCUCUAAAACGACGUUGGAGGCGGCUUAUGGAAGAGAAAUGAACAUUCAAUUCUCUGGCAACAGCUCUGGUGGACAUUCCUGCAGUCAGCAUGCAAAUUGCACGCUCCCUCGAAACUUGAGACAUCUUUGGCAUUGUGUUGUGUGACAAAACUGUGGCCUUUUCAUUGCACCUGUGUAAUGAUCAUACUGUUUAAUCAGCUUCUUGAUUUGCCACACCUGUCAGGUGGAUGGAUUAUCUUGGCAAAGGAGAAAGGCUCACUAAAAGGGAUCUAAAGACAUGUGUGCAUAAAAUUUGAGAGAAGUAAGCUUUUUGUGCGAAUGGAAAAUUUCUGGGAUCUUUUAUUUCAGCUCAUGAAACACUUUACAUGUUGUGUUUAUAUUUUUGUUCAGUAUAUUUGCUAUAGACUAUUUCAAUAAAUAUGUUAUAUUUACACCAAGCAAGAGAACAAUGUAGACGGAGCUAAGAGUCUCACCAAAGCAGCGCAAAAUAUCCGACCAGAAAAUGUUUUAUUUAUUUUUAUUUAUUUAUUUAACCUUUAUUUAACUAGGCAAUUCAGUUAAGAACAAAUUCUUAUUUACAAUGACGGCCUACCCCGGCCAAACCCGGACGACGCUGGGCCAAUUGUGCGCCGCCCUAUGGGACUCCCAAUCACGGCCGGAUUGUGAUACAGCCUGGAGUUGAACCAGGGUCUGUAGUGACGCCAUCCGAAUGUCGGAUGAUUUGGGCCAAUAGCCGAAGUCUAUUAUUUAUAGCGGACACUCCGGUGUCGUAUUGUUGUAGAUGCCCAGAUUGUUUAUUUUCUCUCAAUUUGAUAUGAAUAUGACUUAGCCUUUUAAGCCACUCUUUCAGUUUAAUGCAUGCUAGACUUCUCCUGCCGCACUAUUUCAUGAUCAAACAAUGAAUGAAUCUAAUAGAGUUCUAGGCUAUCUCUGAAAGUUUUAAGUUGUUUUUGAAUAACCCCAAAACAUGGGAGGCCUAGGGUAAUAAUGAGAGAGAUAGAAGAAACAAUAGCAAGAUCUAAAAAUCUAAUGAGAAAUAUGAACAAACCUUACAGUUGAGCAAAGCAUUAUAAGACAGAAAUGAUGCAUGCAUGUGAAAAAAAUCCUUCCUUGCCAUUGCGAACCAAACGACCAAAAGCCUAAUCCUACUAACUGAAAUAUCAUAAAAGCAUUAACACAAAUUAAAGUUAUGAAGAGUAUUUUCCAAAGUGUUUAAGUUCUUAAAGUUGCAGCUUUUAAAUGGGAAUAAUUAUGAAAGUUGCAUUCUAUGCUAUUCUCAUUCACAGAUUUAUUUUGAAUGACAAAUAUUUUAGGCCACAAGUAAGUGAAAGUUAGCAAACAACACCAAGAUGGAAAAAUCUAAUCAGUCAAAACAAAAUGUAGGCUACAGCUGAGGAAAGCUUAUGAAAGAAAUGCGUAGUUGGCCUAGGCCUAUUUCCAUAUUAUUCUAGCAAUGUGCAGCCUACCUACAACACACAUGGUAUCUUAGGCCUAAUGAGAGAGGAGGAUGAGGAAAAAAUGUGAAUGAGUUGCUUUGCAGCCCAUGAUGAUUUACAACCCAUCACAAGGUGCAUAGCCAGCGAGGCUCGUUGACUGUCACUCACUCCAUCUGUGCGCUUUGGCACACACAGAUAGUCAGAUAGGUGACUACACAUCUCUUUAGUACCACAGAUAGUCAGAUAGCCAGAUAGGCGACUACACAUCUCUUUAGUACCACAGAUAGUCAGAUAGCCAGAUUGGUGACUACACAUCUCUUUAGCACCACAGAUAGUCAGAUAGCCAGAUAGGCGACUACACAUCUCUUUAGUACCACAGAUAGUCAGAUAGCCAGAUAGCAAGAUUGGUGACUACACAUCUCUUUAGUACCACAGAUAGUCAGAUAGCCAGAUAGGCGACUACACAUCUCUUUAGUACCACAGAUAGUCAGAUAGCCAGAUAGCAAGAUAGGCGACUACACAUCUAUUUGGGUCCACAGAUAACAAGAUAGGUGACUACACAUCUCUUUCAUGCCACAGCUCCAACAGAGUGGAAUAGGCUAUUCGAAAAGAUUUAGCUCCACAUGAUUCCUCUCAUCCCUCCCGUAGCUUUCCAGCCAAGUGCGUAGCAGUGUUUUUGCUUUUUAUAUUAUUGUGGAUGGCCGCUAGGGAGAUAUAACAUUGUCUAUGGGCAAGCACAGACAUUUAUUUCAGAUCCCUCCUACGUACUUUACCAUUUUUCAGCCACCCUUUUGGCCGAUGGUGUUACGGACCUUUUUUGGUGAAGUCAAAAAUCAGUCCUACUAAAAAAAGUUAAUGUCAAGCCCUGCACGAUUGUAAGUGUCAGUAUUGCUCCCUACAGUCCAUGAUUUAUAGUAGUAUUGCUCCCUACAGUACAUGAUUUACAGUAUUGUAUAUGUGUAUUGCUCCCUACAGUACAUGAUUUACAGUAUUGUAUAUGUGCAUUGCUCCCUACAGUACAUGAUUUACAGUAUUGUAUAUGUGUAUUGCUCCCUACAGUACAUGGUUUACAGUAGUAUUGCUCCCUACAGUACAUGAUUAACAGUAUUGUAUAUGUGUAUUGCUCCCUACAGUACAUGAUUUAUAGUAGUAUUGCUCCCGACAGUACAUGGUUUAAAGUAUUGUAUUUAUCAGUAUUGCUCCCUAUAGUACGUGAUUUACAGUAUUGUAUAUGUCAGUAUUGCUCCCUACAGUACAUUAUUUACAGUAGUAUUGCUCCCUACAGUACAUGGAUUACAGUAUUGUAUAUAUCAGUAUUGCUCCCUACAGUACAUGGUUUACAGUAGGAACAGUUCAAUCAGCUAGGCAGGAAAUGGAAGGCCUGGAAACAGGAUGCAACGGCUGGCGAGGAACGUUUGGAAAUGAUCAGGAAAAAUAAUCAAACAUGGUGCGAGUAUUAAUGAGGGAGAACGCCCAUGGUGUCUUGUGGUGUGUGUCUGUAUAUGUGUGUGUGUGUGUGUGUGUGUGUGUGUGAGUGAGUGAGUGCGUGCGUGUGUGUGUGUGGUAUCUCUCCCUCCUAUAGUAGUUAAUGAUGAUGGAUGAUAUGGUUAAGGAAGGCUGUGAGCAGCUGUGUUUGGGGUAAAGUAGGAUUGUAAUAGAGGAUAGAAUCUGUCCACUAGAGCUUAACUAUAUCCCUCUUCAACCAUCUAGGAUGAGAGAUCUACCAUCAUGAAAGAAGACAUAUGAAACAUCCAACAAGCUCUGUCUCACUGCAGAAUUAGACGCUUUUCCAAGUUUCUCCAAACAUCAGAUCUGGAGUGAUCUCUCUGGAAACAUCAACCAUUGACUGGCAUUGCGUUCCCCCUCCACCAGUAUACAUGAACAUCAGUAGAACAGUGACAUGCUCAUGACCUGAGGCCCUUGUGUCAUUUAAAGAUACAUUUAAAGUGCGUGCGUGCGUGUUUGUGUGUGCACUUGCGUGUGUGUAUUUGAAUAGUUUUCUCCUGUUCUUUGCCCUGCAGCCCAUACUACAGUUCAUCCUGUCAUUAUCCCAUAAGGGGGCCUGUGUGAUCCGGUCAUUACGUGACUCCAGAUCUGCGCUAUGAAGUGUGUGUGUCUUUGUGUGUGUGUGUGUGUGUGUGUGUUUGAGCUUUGGCCGUGUCUCAUUCUCAGCUUGAUGACACACCUCGGAAUUCUCUGCCCUUGCCUGAGGACAGGGAACAUUCUCUCAUAUCCGCAUGGAUCAGUGUGUGAGGUGUGGUGUGUGUGUGUGUGUGUGUGUGUGUGUGUGAAUGAGUUGGAGUGUUUUAGUAGUGAGCCAUUAAGAAGGACUCAUAGGUUUGUAGCUCAAGGUGUGAAGCAGGAUGAAAGAGGGGUCCUGAGACAGACAGAGAGACAGGCGUGGUAUGGCCAGCCCUGCCCUGUAGGCGUCCACUGACCUGCCUGUAUCCCAGACUCCCAGCUCUGAGAUUAUGCUGGUGUGCCACACCACCACACACCUGCACUGGCCUCCUGGGCCUCUCCCGAUCUAGACAGGCUUUAUGGAUGAAGGAAAGGGAACCUUUGUAGUGUAUUGAGAUGUGCUUUAUAUACAAUAGCUCCAGUGUAAUAAUCAGAAUGGAAAAGUGUUCCCGGUAGAUGUAUGGGAGGUACUUGCACUUAAUUUUAUUUCUUACAGUCUGUGUAGGUGUUCCUAUAUCUUAGAAGUCUGUUAUAAUUAAUUUUAAUGACAGUCAGAUGUCCAGGUCCAUUGUGGGACCACUGGAUCAGUGCAAGGACUUUUCUCUCAUUAAACUGUUGAGUUCCUCUGUGAUAGAGAGCAGAGCAGAAGUUUCUUCACAUGGAUAGAGAUAGAUGUGGAAUUACUGUUUACAUGAGAUACUGAGCUGGUCUCAGAUCUCUGUGUGUGUGUGUGUGUCUGUGUGUGCAAGUGUACGUGAUCUAUUUCUGGUCUCUGUGCCUCUCCACUGAUAGACUCCAGGUUCAGGGAUACCUACAUUUAAAAAAAUACCAAAAAGAAGAAGAUUAAAAAGCAACUUGCAGUUCCUUUUGUCUUUACCGGUAUAAAUCAUCAACAAUCAUCAGACAACCAAUAUUACAUACCCAGAUAGAGGCUUGCUCUACUCAGACAAUCUUGUAACUGAAGAAUAUUGUGUGACAGGAGCCAAACUUUUGGUCAGUAUUUCCCUGGGCACCCUUAUUAGGGGAGGACAUGCAGGAAAUUGGUCAAGCACCCCUUGGUCAUGUCACAGAUUAUCCAUUAUAUUGACCAGAUACUCAAGUGGCCUCGCUAACAAUGAAAAUAAAUGCCUUCAAAAAUGGAAGGCAGUCAGGAAGAGGCAAGAUCAGGUGGGACCAUUCAAGCCAAUGAGAGGGCAGAUACGCUUGUGAACAACAGGCGUAACUCCAAUAAAAAGUGUUUUUUCCUCAAAGUUUCCGGGAUGUCACAUGUCCUACUUAUAUCAGUACACUCGUAACAAUUUAAUCAAAUAAGCCACACUUAACAAAUAAGCCAUUUACAUUUUCAUAGAACUGGUAAGCGACAAAAACUAAAACGCCACCUGCUUGAGAGAUUUUUGGCCAUGUUCAGGAGAGAACUUUGCACCUGGAAGGUCCUUUGUUUGUGUGUAUAGGCAGUAUGGUGUUGGUGCAGUUGUUUAUUUAUCCGAGCAACCAUUUUGUGACCAUGCCGUCUUGAAUAAAUGUUUGGGGUGUGGUCGAUUUUGUUCUGAAUGGUAUGUGUUGAGUUUGACCAUCAGUGAGUUAAUUCAAUAUUCAAGAUGUUGAAUAUGUAAAACCACUGCAAUGAUGCCCUUUUGUUUUCAGUUGGUUUAUUUGAAGAAGCUUUUCUGGUUUGAGGUCCAGGCAGUUUAUUGGCAGUCUUUUUAAGUAAAAUCAUUUGUAUUUCUAAAAUAUCUAUUGUGUAUGUAAAUGCGGUGGUUAACUGUUCUUUCUUUUCUACCAUUAGAAGUACAGUAUUGUUUGUCACUGUUUUUGGUCGUCUUGUGAACUUGGUCAGCUGAAUCUCUGUGAAAGCACUGUUCUAUUUCAGAAGUAAUCUAGUGGACGUAACAGAUCUAAGUCAUUUUGGUGUACUCUUGUUAAUGUGUUAUUGAUGUGUCAAACAAGUAAACCUAAACCUCUAAGCUUUAAUCAACUUUACUUGUUCUUUAUAGCUGUCUCUGUACUGUUUUGCUUUAAUGGGCCUAGAACCUGUCUAACGUUUAGAUGUUACAAGUUGUAAUAAAAAUUGUAUAUUUUUCCUAAGGUGUUGUCUGGUCUGUUACAUUGGUCAGAACUGUUGAACCAACUCAAUAGGUGGCCUGUCACAGACCUGUGUCUGAAGUUCUGGUUGUGGUGUUCCCUUCAUUAAACACUAACUGGGCAGUCUGGUAGUUGUGCCAUUUUAGCUCUAAAGUCAUGUCCGUAAAAACACUACAGUAAAUACUACAGUAUACUAGUCAUGUCCACAAAAAAACACUACUGUGAAUAUGACAGUAAAUUACACAAAAAACACUACAUUUAAUAUUAUAGUAUACUAUAGUCAUGUCCGCAAAAACACUACAGUAAAUACUGCAGUAGAUUACCCUCAAAACACUACAGUAAAUACUGCAGUAGAUUACCCCAAAAACACUACAGUAAAUACUGCAGUAGAUUACCCCAAAAACACUACCGUAAAUACUGCAGUAGAUUACCCCCAAAACACUACAGUAAAUACUGCAGUAGGUUACCCCAAAACACUACAGUGAAUACUAUAGUAUAUAGACCAUAGUAUUUUUUUCAUGUGGCUAUUAAGGGUAAAAUAUAGACCAAUUACUCAAAUAUUAUCUGUUAAUUUGGGAUGAUUAAUUUCACAGCAGAUUUAUUCAAAUAAAUGUAUUUUAAUGGAUGACGUAUGGUAUGUUGUAGCACCAGGACACGGGCCAGACACACUCUUGGAUAACACACCUCAUCACAGCAACCCAGAGACAACCUACUGUACCUUCCUGCUUCAGGAGAAGAAUGUACUUGUACUCCUGAGUGGCGCAGUGGUCUAAGGCACUGCAUCGCAGUGCUAACUGUGCCACUAGAGAUCCUGGUUCGAAUCCAGGCUCUGUCGCAGCCGGCCACGACCUGGAGACUCAUGGGCGGCGCACAAUUGGCCCAGCGUCGUCCAGGGUAGGGGAGGGAAUGGCCGCCAGGGUUGUGGGUUCGAUUCCCAUGGGGGGCCAGUAUAAAAAAAUAUGCAUUCACUAACUGUAAGUCGCUCUGGAUAAGAGCGUCUGCUAAACGACUAAAAUGUAAAUGUAAGAAAAACUGUGCAGUGAGCAUGUUGUUUGCAUGUUGUCUAUAGGUUUAGCAUUGUGUUUAGAAGGGUCCAUGUCAGAUGAGGUAGAACAUAAGAAGCAACACCCAGACUGAGUCUACACCUGUUGUAUUCGGCGCAUGUGGCAAAUAAACUUUUGACUGAGUGACUGACUGGACUGGAUCUGUUUUCUGUCUGUUACUCUGCCUGUCUCUGAGGAACAACUGUAUAUCAUCUGUGUGUGUGUGUGUGUAUAUAUGUGAUUCAGCUGUGUAUCAUGCCUGCCUAAGGGUUUGUAAUGUCCAUGCUUUAUAAGGCAGAAGGUUUCAUUCCUGACUCUGUUAGUGUGUACGGUACUGUGGUACUCUCAUACUCUCCAGUUCUGGUACUUUUGAAUGUGGUCUCCUCAUAUAGUCUCCCAGUUGUUUAUUGGGCCCAAAGCCGACUCGAGGUUUUAUACCUUUUGCAGGUUCGGCUGCCAGAAAAACUUUUAUGAUGAAACGUGAAGCAGAAAAAGGGAGGUGAAGACAAACAGUGCUGGUGUUUUCUUUAAACCGCUGUUUUACUUAGCAAACCAACGUCCAAAAACCAGAUUUGGCUGUCAUUAGAAAUAUGAAAGGGGAGGUGAAGUGGGGGAGUGUGUGUAUGCGCGAGACAGUGUGUUUGUGUGUCCACGGCUGCAUGAAUGCGUAUGUGAGAAUGAUAGUGUGUAUGAAUGAGUGUGCGCACAUAAAAAAAAAAGAAAAAGAAAGCAUCUCACUUUGCCAAGAAUUAAUAGUUUUGCAACCACGAAAUCUUGAAAACAUAUCAAGACCUUUUUAAAUGAUCUGGUGUUGAGUGAGGGGCUGGGAGGCUUAUGCUGGGGUUUGGGGGAGAUAGGGCGAUGGAUGUGUUUUUAAUUCAUCCAUGCACCGGCACGCCUCGAUGCAAUCUCCCCCGUCCCCCUUGGAUUUGGACUGAGCCAGGCCAGACUGGACCGCUCUGGGCUCCCUCACUUUAUCUCUCUUCCUCCCAUCUCUCUCUCACUCUCGCUCUCGCUCUCGCUCUCGCUCUCUCUUUCUCUCUCGCUCUCGCUCUCUCUUUCUCUCUCGCUCGCUCUCUCUCGCUCUCUAUCUCGCUCUCUCGCUCGCUCUCUCCCCCUCUCUCUCUUCUCUCUCUUUCUCUCUCGCUCGCUCUCUCCCCCUCUCCCCCCCCCCCCCCCCCCCUCUCUCUCGCUCUCUCUCUCUCGCUCUCUCUCUCUCUCGCCUUCUCUCUCUCUGGGCUGAGCUGUUCCCCACUCCCCCUCUCUGAGCCAAUGAAACACUGUAAUUACAAAACAGAAUGUCCGCACCAGCGUCCAAUAGCUCGUGCCAAAUGAGUCCCUGGUUGCCGUGGAGACAGCAGGCGUUCUGUUUUGCGUGUUGUCACAGGGCAGCGUGGCGUUGAGAAAUGUGGGAUGGACCCCAAAAACAAUGUUUGGCGGGACUGGAGGGAUCCCAUCCCCUCUCUCUCCUCACAACUCACACCUACUGAUGUACACAGGAAGAAUCCUAGGGAGAGGGAGGGAGGGAGGGAGAGAUGGAGGAGGGAGGGAGAGAGGGAGGGAGGGGGGAGGGAGAAGAGAGGGAGGGAGCUGAUCGAGGGAGGAGGGGAGAGGGAGGGAGGAGGGAGGAGGGGGAGGGAGGAGGGGGUGGGGGAGGAUAGAGAGGGGAGUAGAGAGGGAGGAAGGGGGGCAGGAAGAGAAUAG
Coregonus sp. 'balchen' is the source of this 30154-nucleotide messenger RNA. Lineage: Eukaryota; Metazoa; Chordata; Actinopteri; Salmoniformes; Salmonidae. The record is from the annotation of a GenBank genome assembly.